Molecule: messenger RNA, 3954 nt
Organism: Argiope bruennichi
Lineage: Eukaryota; Metazoa; Arthropoda; Arachnida; Araneae; Araneidae
Gene: TBC1D23
Product: TBC1 domain family member 23-like
Exons: 17
Coding region: 49-2043 (664 amino acids)
Biological process (GO): retrograde transport, endosome to Golgi
Cellular component (GO): trans-Golgi network
Source: RefSeq, a predicted model, not a curated record
CCGGUAUUACGUCUGUUUCUAUUUUGUGUUUGCUAAUAAUUUGACAACAUGGCGAGUCCGGAGGAAGAAUAUGACACUAGCUGGGUCUCCGAUUUGAAACAAGUAUUAUUAUCAGAAUGCAAAAUUGACAGUAUCAGAAAAGUUUGUCGAGGAAAACCAGUACCAGACACAUUAAGGGCUGAAAUAUGGCAGAUCUGCUUGAAUAUAAAUCCUAAAAAUGAAGAGUCAUGGGAUGAAAUAUUUGAUUUGCCAGAACAACCAGUAAUUCGAAAAGACUGUCAAAGUUUAGUUGAUAGGUUAGGAAAUGAAGAAGAAGACAAAGUAUCCGUUUUGUGUGAUAUUGAGUCUGUCAUUACCAGAUAUCGUCGACAGUCUGGAUAUGAUUAUGAUUCCAACUGGGUUCAUUUACUGGAACCUCUCAUUGCUUUGCGGCUUCCUAAAACAAAAUUAUAUUCCUACUUUUGUUCUAUACACACAAGAUUCUUACCAAAAAAUUGUGCCAAAGAAUCUAGCCCCUUUCAUCUAUUACGUUUGCUUUUGCUGUAUCACGAACCAGAACUUUGCUCAUUCCUAGAUACCAAAAAAAUAACACCUGAAGCUUAUGCUGAAUCUUGGUUUGGCAGUCUUUUCUCUUCAGUGUGUUGCUUGAAAGUUAUUCAAAACAUGUGGGAUAUUUACUUCCAAGCAGGAGAUCCCUUUCUUGUCUUUUAUCUGGCUCUAGUUAUUGUAAUCAAUGCUAAAGAGCAACUACUAGAAAUGAGAGAUGCAGACAAGCAAUCGAUAAUAGAAGAGCUAUCUACAAUGCCAUGCAGGCUAGAAGCUGAAGAUGUUGAAGACUUUUGCACAGUGGCAUUCCAUUAUAUCAGUUGCACCCCUCCUUCUUACACAAAAGAAUGUCAGUCAAUUAUAUUUGAAGGAAAAUCACCUGCAGAUGAUGGUGCUUUAUUAUCACAAGCCUUAUGUUUGCCUGUUUCAGUUCAUGAUUUAAUUUCUAGGAAUAAUACUAAGGGAGACAAAAAUAUAAAAUAUUUUGUUGUUGAUUGUCGACCUGCCAAUCAGUACAAUAGUGGACAUUUAUCUACUGCUUUUCAUUUAGAUGCUAGUCUGAUGCUUCGUGAACCAGCUGCAUUUGGCACUGCUGUUGAAGCUCUUUUUGCUGCAAAGAAGCAGGCUAAUGUUGUUGGUUCUGUUGCUGCAGGGGAACAUAUUUGCUUCAUGGGUAGUGGCAGAGAAGAAGAGGACCUCUAUGUACAUAUGGUAGUUGCCAGUUUUUUGCAGAAGCACCAGCAUUAUGUCAGUUUGGCACAAGGUGGUUAUGAAGCUUUACAUAAAAUAAUUCCGUCCAGUGAUAUCAAUGUGGCAUUGGCAUCGCAUUGUGUGAAGAACUGUUUAGUUUGUGUUUCUCAAAAUCAAAAUACAGUAAAUGGGGAGACCCAUGAAAAAGAAGUUUCAAUAUUUGAUCAGUUAGCCACUGUUGUUAAAAGUCGAAGUAAUAUUGUAAAAGAAAGACUUGUAGAAUACAUUACAAAUCCUCAAACAGAAGAAGCAAGACACGUCAGUAGCAAUGAUCGUCUUGGAAAACGUUAUAGAGGCAUGGCUCCAGUUUUUAGUAUUGGAGAUGAUGAAGAUCCUGAUCGAUAUACAGAAUCCGAUGAAGAUUCUUCAUUUGAAGAAGUUAAUAUCCAGACAUGGUUGAAGAAACCUGGAGUCAUUGGUACAUUUGUAUGUGAAGAAAUAAGAGAUAUUCAAUUAAGAUAUCCUGGUCAUCUCAUUGUAACAGAAACACAUCUCUACAUUCUUAGAACCAAUCGUCAGAAGAAAGGAUAUGCUCACAUAGUUGCCGCUCACCCGUUAACUUCAAUAGUCAAAAUAACGAGUAAACGGAAAUGUCCUGAAUGGAUAACUUUUGCAUAUGGUCACAUUGAAGAUGAUGGCAUUGUUGUGCAGUCUAGGGAUCAUCUAUUUAUUCCAAAAGCUGGGGAUGCAACAAGUCUUAUUAAAUAUAGAAUCUAUGCAAUGGGUGAACAAUCAUCAGAAAGAUAGCUUUAAAUAAUAAAUUUAUAAACUGUGAGAUGUACAUAAAGAUGCAAAUAUUUAUAAAACACACGCAACUAUAUUGUUAGUUGAUAGUCACCCACUGAGAUAACUAACUUUUUAUUCAAGAGAAAUUUUCUAGGUAUUAAAAAAUUAUUUAUUGUUAUUGAAAGGACCUAUUGUUAUUAAAUUUUUUCUACUGUUUGUGUAAAUUAAUUUUUAUAAACUUCAGUUGUUUGGUUAUCUGUUUUUGUGCCUGUUCAUAGAAUAUAUUUGUGGUUGAUUGUUAUUUUUUGCUGUCAAAGUAUGUACCAAAAUUCUAUAAAUGUAAAUGGAAUUUUUUGAUACAUGGUAUUUGAAUUCAUUUAAGAUCCUCAAUAAAUUAUAUAAACAAAAAUUUUAAAAAAUGCUCAACUUUGCUUGGAUAUUCAGAAUCCUAAUGCUAUAUAAAUUAUCUUGGAAUAUUCUUCAUUUGUAUUUUGAAACAAAUUUCCUUUUUGGAUGAAUUAAUAAAUUAUUUUCAAAAAUUGCUAUUAUUAUUUUCUAAUAUAUUUCCAUAUACAAUAAUUGUGUCAAAUUGACAUCUGUGUAUUUCUAUAAAAUUGGAAUUAUGAAGGAAGUAAAUUAAUAUAAAACAUUAUUAUGUAAAAACAUUUCCAUUUUAAUAUAAAUAAUCGAUCAAUAUAUGAUGUAAGGCUGCGCUUUUUUGUUGUGUUUGUCUUUAAUUGUUCACCCAAAUUACACAAAGAAAAAAAAUGUUUGAAGUUGUUUUUUAUGAAUAUCUCUCUGUAAUGUCUGGGUUUAAUAUUUUUUUGAAUUAAACUGCAAAAAAAAUUGAAAAUUAGCUUCUGGCAUGAAUUUUAUUCAUAAAAUAGACAAGAUGAAUUUUUUCCAGGUGCACAUUUUUUUUUUCUGCUGUAUUAAUAAGUUCUGAAUUACUUUUUUUGAAAAAUGUGUUUAGUGUAUAUUAACAUACUUUCUUUUCAUCUGCUGGUCAGGUAUUUGUUUCAAGUUUUUCUCAUAUUUUACUGAAAGAUGCUACAAAUUAUUUGUAUAAAAAGCAAAAUAGCAUUUUUUAAAUAGACUACCUUUUUGUUAAAAAAUUUUUAUUCAUUUAUUUUUCUUUAUAUUGUUGAGAUUUUUUGGGGAUAUCUAGUUAUGAGGUAUUCAGGAAGGAAGUUGACUAAUUUUUAAAAUAAUAACACAUGUUUUUAAAAAAUUUUUGCAAAUUUUAAAGAAUAAUUGUAUUGCAAAAUUUAAAACUCUAAAAUAAAGUAUAUAUUUAUAUUUUCAUUCCAUUCUUCUACACAUUAUAGAUUGAUGACAUGCUUUCAAAUUAAAACGGAAGAAAAAUAGUUUCGGUUUUAUUGAUUCUUCGUCAUAAUUCCUUUUAAAAUUCUUUUAAUAAAUAUUGUGUAAUUUAUAUAAUUUAGUAAAUCUAAUAAUAUUAUUGUAGAAAUUAAUAGUAUGCAGUAUAUUUCCAGUCUUUUAUUAACUAUCAGUUCAGUUUUAAUGUAAAGUAGCCUCUGAUAUUUUAAAUACUCUGCAAAGCCAUUUCAAAAUUUUAGAAAUUUAUAUAUUGCAUGUUUUUUAAUUUUUAGAAAAACAUUCCAAGCUAUAUUUUCCGUAGUUGCAUAGAUCUAAUUCUAUUGCACUAAUGAAAAUACUCAAACCAAGAUAUUCUUAUUUAACAGUGAAAGUAUUCAUUAAAGAUGUAUUGUAAUUUGAACUAUUUUCAUACAAGCACAAUCCUCAAAAGGUAUAGAAUGCUAUUUUGUAUUUUUCUAUUUUAUGUUCUGGAUGGUGCAGUGUUUGAUAAUAAAACGAAAAAUGAAAGAAAAGUAUCUUUGUGCCUUCUCCCACAUAUUGAAUGCAAAAUACCAUUGAAAUAUUCUGUUUCUGUAAUUAUCAAAUUUUUAU